Leucoraja erinaceus (little skate) is the source of this 2193-nucleotide messenger RNA. It is a transcript of the gene catip, whose product is annotated as ciliogenesis associated TTC17 interacting protein. The coding region runs from base 33 to 2156 and encodes 707 amino acids. Gene Ontology annotation, biological process: actin filament polymerization; cilium organization. The record is from RefSeq and is a predicted model, not a curated record. NCBI's taxonomy places the organism in Eukaryota, Metazoa, Chordata, Chondrichthyes, Rajiformes, Rajidae. The transcript is spliced from 18 exons.
GAGGGAGCGCCGCGGGAGCAGCAGAUAGAAGAAUGUCAUCAUCCCCUGGACCACACGACCCUCCGUUGGACCAGGGAGAGGAAUUGUCCCUGAGCGAGGGGAAAUCCCAAAGCGGGGAGCUAUCUCCCUUUAAAGGUUCAUCCCAAGAGGAGACGACCCCGCCUGAGGAGAAGCCCGUCAAGACAGCGACCUUCUCGCUGCAGCCGUCUCAGAGCGAUGAGGCAGUCACGGGAGAGUCCACCCCGGCGGGGGGAAAGACCCCGAUAGAGAAGACUCCAUCCAGAGAGACCUCGCCCACGGAAGAGGAGUCAACCCCGCCAGAUGCAACAGGAUGGGCAACAUCUCCGAGAGAACCAGUGUCCUUCGGAACAACAAGGUUUGCGGAUGAGGAGACAAUCCCGACAGAUGCAACAUCUCCGACAGAACCGGUGACCUCCAGAACAACAAAGUUCGCGGAUGAGGUAAAGGAGGAGGCAACCCCGGCAGAUGCGACAGGACGGGAAACAUCUCCGAGAGAACCAGUGUCCUUCAGAGGGACAACGUUUGCGGAUGAGGUGACAACCUCGACAGACGCAACAGGACGGGCAGCAUCUCCGAGAGAACCAGUGUCCUCCAGAGAGACAAAGUUCGCGGAUGAGGUGACAACCUCGACAGACGCAACAGGACGGGCAGCAUCUCCGAGAGAACCGGUGUCCUUCAGAGAGACAAAGUUUGCGGAUGAGGUGACAACCCCGACAGACGCAACAGGACGGGCAGCAUCUCCGAGAGAACCGGUGUCCUUCAGAGAGACAAAGUUCGCGGAUGAGGUGACAACCCCGACAGACGCAACAGGACGGGCAGCAUCUCCAAGAGAACCGGUGUCCUUCAGAGAGACAAAGUUCGCGGAUGAGCUGGAAACCCCAAGGGAUGCGGCAGAGCGGUCCACGACUCCGAUGCCGACGUCCCUCCAAGCCACCACGCCCCCGGGGAAGGCAGCCGGGACAUCGCCCAUGGAAUUCGGCGAUGUUGCCCCGGGGCAGCCAGCCAGCCUGACGGCGGAGAAAGAGCAGAAGCCCCCGGAUCAACCUGCGGAGACGACACCACCACCACCACCUCCUCCUCCUCCGCCAUCCUUGCCCAAGGCCAGUCCGGAGGCCAUCGAUUUCCUGGCUUCCAUCACUACGGACGAACUGUCGUUGACCCACUUCACCGAUUCCCUGGUGACGAUUUCGGACACGGGCAAAGAGCUAGGAGAGUUUACCAUCUCCUUCCAUCCUAUCAUCUGCGAGGGAUUGCCCGGCAUCAAAGUGACUGCCAACAGCCACGGCUCCAUCGACAACAUCCCCUGCGGCACCUCCAUCUCAGCUCGCAUCUCGGGUGCCCUUGCAACAGCAGAGCUACAACACCAAGAAUAUAUAAAGCUGAAGGAACAUUCUCUGACCAAGAAAACAGACAUGAAAAAGACACUCGAUGGAUACUUCAUGACAAGGGAAGUCACCGUGGGUGAGAGUGUGAAGUCUGAGACUAUGAACUUCAGCCUGGGAGACCUGAAAGGUUUUGUGUCGGAAGCAAGUAAUCUGGUGCUUCUGCGGAUCAUGGCGCAGAGGAACCACGUCCCCGACAACAUGGUCUUUCUGGCCUUCGACAGCGAAAUGCAACUGUCCACCUCCACAUACCUGAACCUGGGACCCAAAAUGCUGACUGUUGGGAAAAGCGAGGUUGAGGUUCGCAGCAUCCAGAGAACGAUUCACUCGGACGUCAACAGCCCCAUGAGCUGGCAGUGUAGCUUCCUCCCCGAUGGGCAUCUAACGAGCAGGGUGCAGGUCGGGUCUCCCAUCACAAUGAAGCUGCAGCAACUACCUCACAUCAGAGAGACAGAUGUCAUCGACCCCAAACCGGUCUUUGAGAAGAAGCCCCUGGACUGGGAGGAAGAUAUGCAGCUUUACUUCAAAUUCAUCGACAGAACGGAAGAACUGAAGGCGGAGUAUAACAGCUACAUCAGGCACCACCCAGAACUGAAGUGUAUCAUGGCCGACUUCCUGGAGUUCCUACUCCUCCGCAAACCGCAAGAUGUCGUCACCUUCGCUGCGGAAUACUUCGCCUCCUUCUCCGCCUUCCAGGCCGAACAAUCGCCCUUCCUCUCCUCCAACAGGAAAAGCCCCUUCAGAGAAACUUAAGAGUCUGAAUUCAAUAAACGUUUAAAUGUGUAACAAG